AAUUCCAAAACCCUGAAAACCUCUAUGCCUGAUCAGUGAUCUCUCUCAGCCAAACCCUCCGGCCUUCUUCCUCUGGCCAUGGCUGCCUCCAUUGCUCGAACUCGAACCCUCGUCAAUCGAAGGAUUCAAUGCCUUCAUGGAUUCCUUUCUUCUCAUUUGACUCCAUCUCUUCCAAACUCCAAUCCUUGGAGGUUGAGGAAUUAUCUAAUGGAAUUAAGUCGAGUUUGUAGCACUGUGGGAAGUUGGAAUUCAGGAUUUUCCAUUUCAAAGUAUUCUACGCACUUGUGUGCGACUAAGAGAGGCUUUAUGACUGUUUCAUCUUCAUUUAAUGCCACCUUUCCUAUGACGGUGCAAGAAAUCAUUCCAUCUGGAUUGUGCUGUUUGGGUAGAUUGCAUUCUGUUAGAUUCUCAAGCAAUUCAGUGGUUACUUUGAUUACAGAUGAUAAUGUGGUCAAGUUUUCCUUUGAUGAACCGAAUGACAAACCGGGAAUUCAGAAGAAUGGAAAGAAAACUACUAAGCGUAAGAUGUCAAGAAAAGCAAAAGUAAAUGAACUCAAAUGGUACCGCCUAAAGGCAAAAAAGAAGAUGAAAUCUCCAAAUCCAGAAGUUAGGAUUAGAUACAAACUUGAAAAGGCUAAAAGGAAAGAAGAAUGGCUGAUUGAGAAACUUAGGAAAUAUGAGAUCCCAAAAAUACCAGAGCUUGAAAAUGAUCCUGAAAGCCUCACAGAAGAGGAGCGGUUUUACCUCAAGCGAACAGGCGAGAAGAAAAAGAAUUAUGUCCCUGUAGGGAGGCGUGGAGUCUUUGGUGGUGUAGUUCUCAACAUGCAUCUCCAUUGGAAGAAGCAUGAAACAGUAAAAGUUGUUUGCAAGCCUUGCAGACCAGGACAGGUGCAUCAAUACGCAGAUGAGCUAAGCCGUCUCAGCAAAGGCAUUGUGAUUGACAUAAAAGCUAAUAAUACUAUCAUGUUUUACCGUGGGAAGAACUAUGUGCGGCCAGAUGUUAUGUCACCUCCUAACACUCUUUCAAAGGAGAAGGCCCUUGAAAAAUAUAGGUUUGAGCAAUCUCUUGAACACACAAGCCACUUCAUUGAGAAGCUGGAGAAGGAGCUGGAAGAAUAUCAUAAACAUGUGGCUUUGUACAAAAAGAAGAAAGAGACUUCAAUAAAACCUUCCAAAAUUACUGACGACUGAUGGUCCUCCCUGAAUGAAACUGCUAUUGAUUUGUCAUCAAUAUGUGGUCCUAGUAGAUUACGCAUUAGAAAACCAGAACGCAUGCUUCCAAAGGUUCUUCACCAUCUGUCAUGUUGCAUUUUUCUACAUCCAUUGCUUGAGGUGAUUACUCAGGCUCCUCAGCCUUGGGAUUUGUUUUGUUAAUGAGCAGCUUCUCCUUUUUGAUGCUGCCAAAGCUAUGAUGCAAACAAGUCACAAGGAACCUCAGGAAAAAAGCUCAUUCAUUGUGCUCAUUCACUGUGGCCAGUAAGGACUGAGAUGAAUGAUAAUGCAGGUCAUCAUCCAAUCCAAACAUAGAAAAGAGGAAAUCAAAAGCUACCCACUAGAGUUGUGAUAUUGGUGUGAUGUUACAUCCCCUCACUGGUCUAUUCAUACAAGCAGUUUGCACAUUGAUCAAUCCAAUAAAUGGUGUUACUUUUGAUUGUUUGGUCCAAUUGAAUGUGAGAAUUUUGCAGGGAUUAAAUUUUCUUGAUUGAUUAGUUAAUGUGGUUAGUGGGAUUCUUGAGCUGAUGUAAUUCUGGAAUGAUGUUUCUCCAAAUCCAGCUUCAUUAGUAUUAAAAUUUAUUCGCUGGACAAACUGUAGCAGAUUUACAAAAAUACCCUUGUACAUGUAUGAUUAAUUCAUUCA
Molecule: messenger RNA, 1858 nt
Organism: Dioscorea cayenensis subsp. rotundata (Guinea yam)
Lineage: Eukaryota; Viridiplantae; Streptophyta; Magnoliopsida; Dioscoreales; Dioscoreaceae
Exons: 6
Coding region: 79-1191 (370 amino acids)
Molecular function (GO): RNA binding
Source: RefSeq, a predicted model, not a curated record